GUGAAGAAUCAAGGUGUGUAACGAGUACCUAGCGGUGACAUGAGUGGCAGUGAUAGUUAAUGAUUUCGCGUUGUAAUUAGCACUGCAGCCGCGGUGUGGUAGGAAGCUAAAAAUUGCCCUUCAAGUCGGUUUACAUGAGCAGAAAUAUACCCAUAUAUUAUACACGCAAGGUAACCAUAUCCCGAAAAAAAUCCUGCUUACCGUCUAUCUCUUCGUCUAGGCCAACACGCCAUGUCAACAAUGGGUGAUGUAGCAAGAAAUGUGUUGCGGACUGUGAGGGAGUCGAGGCGGAUGAAACGAGGACACACAGGUGAAGUGAAGGCAGUCGUAUUCUUCAAAGACAGUCGACGGGUCGUCACUUGUUCAGACGAUACAACCUUGCGAAUUUGGGACGUGCAGAAAGGAGCAUUGGUAGGAGGGCCAUUCGAAGGACACAGAGACUGGGUGCGAUCAUGCGCCAUAUCCCCGGAUGACAGGCGAAUUGCCAGUGGGGGAAGGGACAAGAGGAUCAUCAUCUGGGACGUCGAGAGCAAGCAGAUGGUAUUUGAACCGCUGGUGGAGCAUACACACUGGGUGGAGUCUGUGUGUUUCUCCCCCAAUGGAAAGAGACUCGCCAGCGGGUCGCAAGACUGCACAGUUAUUGUAUGGAAUGCUGAGACUGGUACAGUCAUCACAACGCUGGACGGUCAUCGUGGAUCGGUAUGGAGCGUGGCGUUUAGCCCAGAUGGCCUAAAAUUAGCAUCCGGAUCAUCGGACUGCACCAUCCGAAUUUGGCACACCGUUAAUGCCGAGAUUCUUUUCGAGAUUAACGCUCACAAAAAUCCGGUUCGAAGCGUUGUGUGGUCGUCUGACGGCCAGCAACUUGUCUCUGCAUCAUAUGGAACAGUCAAGUUCUGGAAUUCGUCUAAUGGGGUCCAAGAUGGUUUAACUUGCACCGGUCAUACUGACUGGGUCCGCUCGCUCGCCAUCUCUUCUGAUAACUCAUUCAUUGCCGCUGCCUCGGACGACAAGACUGUGCGGCUAUGGAGCACAACGACCCAUCAAAGCAUAGGUCAGGCAAUUGAACACUCCGACGGGCUUUUAUGUGUUGCAAUUUCUCCGGAUGGAAAAUGGCUUGUCAGCGGAGAUAAUCAAGGGAGGGUUUGGUUCUGGUCCUUGAAGAACAUACUCAAGCAACAACGACUUCCUGAUCGAGCUUUUAGCACUCUGUCAAAUUCGAAUUUGAGCGAUCUUGCUCACAGUGAAAUCCAGCCUAGCGAUGGCCGCAGCACAAUCAACAAUCCACAAACUCAUGAAGCCUCUAGCAGUAAAUCUAGAUUCUCAUUCGACUUCCUUGCUACAAACACGACGGUUCCAAGUGCAGGAUCCUUUCAUACAUCUGAAGAGCUACCGAUCCAAGAGAUCGAUGACGAUGGCAACCAUUCUGACUCUUACGCCAAUCUCUCGAUUAUGAAGGCGCAAAUUUCCGAUUGGGAUAAUGCACUUCAAGACGCAGACAAGUCCAUUUCCAUUCGACCCUCGUUGAUGGGCUACAUUUCUAAGGGCAUUGCCCUAUGCGGCAGUGGGCAGCUUUGGGGUGCUAUGGAAGCUUUCGAUCUCGCUUCCGUGUUUUCAAAUCGUGAUCCGAUGACCAUCGAUCUUUUACUGUUAAUCAAGGCUGUUGCGCUUUUCAAUGCUAGUCACCACGACGAGGCAAUCCGGCGAGUUCAAGGUCUUGCCACCGUUUGUCAACAAUUAGACACACUUCCUUGUACGGUUGUUGAUUCAUAUCUACGUGUACAGCUUGCAAUAAUCGACUUCCGUGAUGGACGCUACAGCGAAGCCGCUGAUAAACUCACGGCCAGUAUUGCCACCGUAACCAGAUUAGUCUUGCGCACAGCACAUUUGGAACCUAGAUUGAAGAUAUUCAAAUCACUAUUCGGCUGGGACUUGGACUCGUUGUGGCAAACUGUCAACCAAACACGGUGUAACGCGUUCCUUCACGCCGGUCGACUGAUCGAAGCAGUCGAAUCUCAUCAAUACAUGAUAAGCAUGAUAAGCAUGAUUGACGAUGUUGCGAAGGACGGUUUCCUUGAUUGGUCUACCGGUAAUUAUUUCAGGAUACCAGGCAACCGACCAUCGGUACUCAUAGUGGUGCUCAUUAGCCUUCAAGCAAGACUGCAUUGUGCGUUGUAUCGCAAGGGCACAGGAGGCUGUUUCUGCGAGUGAUUAUGACGCUGCUGUAAAACUCUAUUCGGGGGCGAUUGCGCUAGAUUCCUCAAGCCACUCCCUAUUUGCACAUCGCAGUCAGGCGAAGCUGAGACUAAACUUACACGUGG
Molecule: messenger RNA, 2318 nt
Organism: Suillus subalutaceus
Lineage: Eukaryota; Fungi; Basidiomycota; Agaricomycetes; Boletales; Suillaceae
Product: WD40-repeat-containing domain protein
Exons: 8
Coding region: 232-2208 (658 amino acids)
Molecular function (GO): protein binding
Source: RefSeq, a predicted model, not a curated record